Messenger RNA from Suillus bovinus, 1219 nucleotides. RefSeq lists its product as uncharacterized. The coding region runs from base 254 to 1177 and encodes 307 amino acids. Lineage: Eukaryota; Fungi; Basidiomycota; Agaricomycetes; Boletales; Suillaceae. The record is from RefSeq and is a predicted model, not a curated record. The transcript is spliced from 6 exons.
UUUUCAUAAAGAUUCAGACUCCUUUGUACGUGGCACGUCGGAUUCGAAGCAACGCCGUUUACAAUGAAAGUCUGCUACAUUUAACGAAGGUCUGGACAAAGAAACAAGAUCGUGGCCCACGCACAGCGUCACAUUCCCCGCACACGUUCCGCCAGCGUUUGCAGGAAAUGUAAAUGGUCCGCUGACUUGCUUGAGACGGGUUCUCCGUCUUCUCCUUCCUCUGUCGACAUUCAAAUUUGCAAGGGACUACUGAAUGUCACACUUAAGUGACGCACGGAUAGCGACAGUGCAGUCCCAGGUUCACCAAAAUGCGGAAGAGGUGUCCUCGCUGCCUUCUUCCCCAGACCAGAUCGUCCACGAGGAACAUGCCCCAGCUCCUCCUCCCCAGGUUUCUCCAUCUGAGGCAUCUCACUCGGACUCUGGAUUCAGUUUAUCAUCUAGCUCCUCCGGGGAGGUUACUGGGACUCCCUUUGAUUUCGGGACACAACGUUAUGAAUACCCCUUCCCUCCCACCCAAGGUACAUCAAGCGAUCCGUUUUUACCACUUUCCUCAUCAAUUACAAUCACAUCUCCAUCCAAUUCCAUCUGGCCUUUGUGGCCUACACAAGUCACAAAAUCUUUCCCUCUCACUCCCCCUACCCCCAGAAAAGUCAGGACCCAUCCAAAGUUGCGGUCUGUGGCUGCGCGAGAACCACCCGUUCCACCUAGCCUGGCAAAUAAACGGAGUUUCUGGAGCCUAAGCCUCCAACGCCAGACCUCUGCAGAAAGUCAACAGAGCGACCUUGGCGACAUCCAAACACGCGGCCGGAAGCUUCUUCCUGGUGGUGUGGGGUUUACUGAAGCAGACGCCUACUCCGCGUCCGAUUCGGAAAUCACUGUGCGCCGUCGUCAGCCUUCUGCAUAUGCCGUGUAUGCUUCUAGCUCUAGGAUGGAUUCAAGCGAGGGAGUAGCCAAUCAAAAUGGGCUGAUGACAUGUGGCGGUCGUGCACCGGAAGUACCGGUUGCAGGUGCACCAGCUUCUGGUCCUGGGCUCAAUGGUGGCCAUAAUAAACUUGACCUGCGGCCAGGAAAUCCGCCAAAUCGGGGCAAUGUACCAAGCUCGUCUGUCGGCGAGGUUUUAAGAAUAGUCGCUGGUCGACUUUUGAAUUGGGUUUUACGCUUUUUCUUGGGUUCUUAAGGUCCUGCCGGAGGACAUAGUUAUCAGUACUUCGAUGCGACA